AUGCCGAGAAUUCGCAAUGAUCCCAACUUCAACAUCUGUCUGGACUACACAACAGACUACUUCGCAAACACGCGAACGCAACUCAUAAAUGAGGACACGACUGAAGCUCAAGCAAUUCAAUUGCUUAAGAAUAUCUGGGAACUGAACAAUAAUGCGGAUAAGGCUCUAUGGCAGCAGCAACUAGACGACGACAAUGAACAACAAGAGCAGCGUCAACGAGCUCAGGAAGAGGAGCAAGAACGGUUGGAUCGAGGACGAGCGGAGGAAGAAGAAGCUACCCAUAAAGAAGAGAGGAAGAAAAACAAGCAUAAGUAUACUCCAAUACUGGCAACCAGCAUCCCGGAUGAUCCUGCAGUAACGCCAUGCUCAUAUGCACUCCAAAAACUGGACAAGGGAGAGUAUGUAGAAAUAUGGUACUUCACUAACAACGGCCUAGACGAGGCGGACGUUAAGAAGACUGUGGAUGAUGAUGCCAUGAUUCUGUCAACCCUAGCAGAUGGCUCUACAGCCUGGGUAUCAUCGGCUUCGACGCGCAAUGCUAGGGCCGUCGUUAAUGAUGAGAACUUACCAUUCGAGGAUUUCUGCCAAGCCUGCCCUCGCAUCCUCAUAGCUAUG
Messenger RNA from Suillus paluster, 615 nucleotides. RefSeq lists its product as uncharacterized. The record is from RefSeq and is a predicted model, not a curated record. The transcript has a single exon. The annotation marks the transcript as partial. NCBI's taxonomy places the organism in Eukaryota, Fungi, Basidiomycota, Agaricomycetes, Boletales, Suillaceae.